Messenger RNA from Thelazia callipaeda (thelaziosis nematode), 1500 nucleotides. NCBI's taxonomy places the organism in Eukaryota, Metazoa, Nematoda, Chromadorea, Rhabditida, Thelaziidae. The record is from the annotation of a GenBank genome assembly.
AUGCUCGCUGAGUGGUUGUCAGAUGCAACAGGUAGUUGGAAGUUAGUUCAUGAAUGCUUAGAAAAAAGCUUAAGUAAACUGCUUGAAAAGCGUUUUGCUGCCAACCUUAUGGAUAGCAAGUAUGAAACUAUUGAAGACUUCGACGAAUGGCUAUCUGAACUUGUAAAACAUAGUCCAUGGCGUAAAUUAAUUUACAAACUUGCUGCGCAAAGUCCUCGAUCGAAAUUCCUAAAAAAGGCAGUGCAAGUUAGCUCUGCUGCUGGUUUUCAGCAUGAGAUCACAGAUGUUCGCAUUGCUAUUCAGCAAGUGGAAAUUUAUUCUCACUUAUUACUAAAAUCAAUUGAUACAUGUUUUCGAAAAUACAACGAUGGGCCUUUAACAGAAGAGUAUGAAAAAGCAUUUUCAGAAGUUUGCCAUGUAGUUUUUUACAGUGAGCAAACGUAUUUAUUCACGCAAGCUCUUCUACAUGAAAUUAUCGUGAAUGACAAGAAUGAAGCAGCAAUAAUCUGUACACAUUUGUCACAAGCGCUGCAAGUCGAAGCUCACAAACGUGAUUAUCAGGACACGUUCGACAUUAAUAUGGCUUUAUCCACAGGAAGUGAAAUUUUUGGUGAAGUAAAGCAAAUUGUGCUGACGAUGUUAAGCAAAAAAUCUUUAAAUCCAGCAGAUAUCAUACGUCUUUAUGAUCUUUAUAGCUCAUCAGAACCACCACCUACUGAAUUCAUCCAAUAUCCAUUUUUCAUUGAUAUGCUUAUUGACUCACUGUAUUGUUACGAGGGAAAUAAAAUUCAGUCAAUUCAUCGGUCCAAAUAUAUCUUUUUAUUGUCUUACGCUUCCUGUGGUGGUUCACGAAGUGCUGAUGGCGAGUCAGUAAAUGAGGAGUUUGAACAAACUAAAAGUGCUAUGGAGAGCGUACUAGAUAGCAUAAGAUCAGAACGUGAUCCGACGAGACAUUUUCAUUUAUUACUUAAUGCAAUAACAUUUCCUUCAAUUGCCAGCGGAAUUUUGUAUUAUAUACACGGAUUCUUGCUAAGCGAUCAAAUACUCAGCGAUCUGCAACUGUUCCACAUCGUUUUAUUAGAUGAGAUUGCAAGCAAUCACCCUGCUUUACACAUCAGGCUAUUCGAAGUGCUGUGCGCCCUGUACGAUCGCCAAUCGGAACUCUUACAACCAGCCGAAGUUAUAAUUGAAAAGCAAAGAAUCAUCCUGGAUCGUUUUAUCCAUCUACUCUCUGUUGGCUUUUCAUUACCAGUAUUGGAGAAAAUCAAUAAUUUGUUUUAUGAAGGGCAGAUUGACGUGUCGCUUGCAAGAUACUUUGCAAUAGACGUUCUGGAUAUCAUCGAUCCACCCUAUUCUACGGCAUUUGUUGAAAGAUUUCUACCAAUAUUAUUAAAUCGAGAAAUCUUUGACAAACCUACGAUUCUAAAAAUGCCAACGGUGCAAGAAUUCAUACAACGUGUCACUAAUGAUCGUGAGGAAGGUGCAGUGCAAACUAGCUGA